Messenger RNA from Haliotis rubra (blacklip abalone), 2418 nucleotides. RefSeq names its product meiosis-specific nuclear structural protein 1-like. Gene Ontology annotation, biological process: cilium organization. The record is from RefSeq and is a predicted model, not a curated record. The transcript has 10 exons. Bases 94 to 1593 code for a protein of 499 amino acids. Lineage: Eukaryota; Metazoa; Mollusca; Gastropoda; Lepetellida; Haliotidae. Gene Ontology annotation, cellular component: motile cilium.
AAUAACACUGAAACAGCCAUAUUAGAGUUACACUGAAAAAAGGAGGGAAGAUAAAUCUGUUACAAAUCGAUUGGAACUUGCAAAAAUAGCGAGAUGAUGACCAACAUCCGCAGCAACAUGCGCGGCCACAUGCUGGAGCAGACUCGCAGACAGGAGGAGGUGAGGGAGGAUACUCUGAAACGACUCGCCACAGAGAGGAUGCUGGACGCCAACAUGCGCAGCGAGGAGAGGAUCGAUGACAAACGCUUCUUGCGUCGUCAGCAGUUAGAGAAUAAGGAGCGGGAGAUGGAAGAGUCGAUACUACGGUCGGAGCGAGACAGGCUGUUGAAGGAACAACAGCGUGAGCAGGAGGAGCAACUGGCUCAACAGCUGGAGAAGAUGAGCCAGGAGAAGACAAAGGAUGAGAAGAUGAGGCAACAGAUCCGAGAAACUAGCCUGGAGCUGCGUGAGCUGGAGGCCAAGUUGAAGGCCGCUUACAUGAACAAGGAGAGAGCGGCACAGCUGGCAGAGAAAGACGCUCUCAAGUUUGACCAGAUGAAGCGAGACAGCCAGAUUGCCCGGGAGAUGAAGGAGCAGCACGACCGGGCUGCAGAGGCGGAGCAGGCACGUCAGAUGGAGCGCUACAAGGAGCAGGUUCGGUACCAGCAGGAGCUGGAGAGACAGCUGGAAGAACAGGAAGUCCGGCGCCAACAGGCAUACGAGGAGUUCCUCAAGGAAAAGCUCAUGAUAGACGAGAUCGUACGGAAGAUCUACGAAGAGGACCAGAGGGAUACCGAAAGGAACCUCCAGAAGCGGAAGGCGACACAGGCAUACAUCUCUGAGUUCAAGAAGGCCCGCGAGGAGUGGAAGGAGUUGGAGCGACGUCGAAUGGAGGAGGAGAACAUGCGCAUCUUGCAGUUUGCCAACGUGCAGAAGGAGCGCGAGGAUGACUUCCGCCAACAGAAGAUGGAGAAGGAACAGGCCAUGGAACGCAUGCAAAAAGAACUGUCGGAGCAGAUAGCCAAGAAGGAUGCAGAACGCGAGGAGAUGGAGCGAGUCAGGCUGGAGCUGUAUCUGGAGGAAGAGGAAGAGAAGGCUCGACAGCAGGAGCGGGCGGAGAUGGAGCGCAAGCUGCGACAGAGGAUCGAUCUGCAGGACACCCACUCCAAGCAGAUGCAUUUUAAGGCUCUCAGGCUCCAGGCUGAGAAAGAUGAGGAAGAGGUCUUCAGACAACAGAUGUUGGCGAAGUUUGCGGAGGAUGAUCGUAUCGAGCAGAUGAACGCUCAGCGGCGUCGUAUGAAGCAGCUGGAACACAAGCGUGCAGUGGAGACUCUGCUGGAUGAGAGGCGGGCGCAGUAUGCCAUGGAGAGGCAGCGAGAGGUGGAGGCUCGGGAGGGGGAGGUCAGGAUGGAGAACUUCCGGCGACAGAUUAUCGAGGAGGAGAGGCAAAGGCUGCUGAAGGAGCAUGCAGGCAGGCUGCUGGGAUACCUGCCCAAGGGGGUGAUUCGAGACACCCAGGACCUACAGAUGCUUGGCCCCGAGUUCCGCAACGCUUACAGACAGAGGCAGAUCGACCCCUUCGACGAGACCGCCUGGGAUCAAAGUGCCCGAUAGUUACCCAACCACGCCAACAUUUGUCCAUACGAACACAACAGAGUGUCGACACUGUCUGCACUCUUCACAUAUCUUUGUUUACAAAUGUUCAUGUAUGUUUUCAAUCACAAGAUAAUGCUAACUAUUUGUGUCUCAUUUUCCCUGUGAACAUGUGCAUGGCCUGGAGAUGCACAGUAAAUUCCCAGCAUUUCGAAGACAAUUUCAUAAUGGAAGUAAAUUUAUUGUUUUUAUCUGUUCAUUUACAAGAUGUUUCACAUUUCUGGGUUUGUCUCAGCUAUUUGUUUUGAACAUUUUUUACCAUGGACUUAUGGUUUAAGCUGCAAGUUUCCAGUAUUAUGUAUUAUCAACUAUGGCCGUUGAAACCGAUGUGGAACGGUCCCAAAUGUUUUGUCAACACGCAGAUGUAGUGGCUGUCUUGGAUGUGGCCUGGCCGACGUUCCCCACUACUCCGUCCAUACACUUCACCCUCAGUAGACAUCACCAGUCAAUUUUGUACUUGAGUGUUUUAAUGUAGAACUUUUUACAUAGUUCAAUUGUCAGUUUUAGCUGAUGCCAUUUAUUGUGUUUUAACUUCACAGUCUUUGAAAAAUGAUUACUGAUGUCAAAUUUAAUUUAUUGAUAAGCACAAUGAUUAUGACUAAGAUAAACUGUAAUGGAAUAAUGGCAGUGGAGUAUCUCCACUGUAUCAGCCUAAGUGUGUACUGUACGGCUGUGGUGUAAGUAUGUUUGUAUAUAUCUAUCUGUAGAUCUACACUGUAAAUAGAGACAGUUGUAUAUAUACAAGAACGUCAGCUGCUGUGAUGGAAGUAAAUGCUUGUAAAUCUC